Talaromyces proteolyticus is the source of this 2138-nucleotide messenger RNA. Its product is annotated as putative MFS monosaccharide transporter. The transcript is spliced from 5 exons. The coding region runs from base 72 to 1757 and encodes 561 amino acids. Gene Ontology annotation, molecular function: carbohydrate:proton symporter activity. Gene Ontology annotation, cellular component: membrane. The record is from RefSeq and is a predicted model, not a curated record. Gene Ontology annotation, biological process: carbohydrate transport; transmembrane transport. Lineage: Eukaryota; Fungi; Ascomycota; Eurotiomycetes; Eurotiales; Trichocomaceae.
GAAGAUGUACAUAAAAGUAUAGCUGGACUUCUCUGCUCGUCGGUUCUGAAAAAAAACUGAAAGCUAAAGAAAUGGCUGAUAAACCGCUAACGACCAAAGCAGGUGAGAGUGUAGAUGCCGAAGACUUGCUCUCAUCUGGGCAACAUUCCGCUCUCCAUGCUGAGCACAUCCCGACGCCUACGACGGCAAUUGAACGUGAGCCAUACGGGCCGCCAGGCUUGCGUGGGCUUGUGAGCAAUCCGUUUGUCUUGCUGUGCGCGGCGUGUUCGACGCUGGGCGGGCUGAUCUUUGGCUAUGAUCAAGGUGUUGUAUCAGUCAUUCUGGUCAUGGAUCAGUUCCUAGCGCAGUUCCCACGAGUAGCUGCUGGGACUGCUGGAGCCGGCUUCUGGAAGGGGCUAAUGACUGCUAUGAUCGAGCUCGGGGCCUUCUUGGGUGCUUUGAGCCAGGGUUGGAUCGCUGACAAGAUCUCACGGCGGUAUUCGAUCCUUGUCGCUGUCGCUGUCUUCUCCAUCGGCUCAAUCUUGCAAACUGCGGCAGUCAGCUAUCCUAUGCUCACUAUGGCUAGACUCGUCGGAGGUCUGGGAAUCGGCAUGUUAUCGAUGGUUGCGCCAUUGUAUAUCUCCGAGAUCAGUCCCCCUGAAUGCCGUGGAACUCUUCUUGUUCUUGAAGAGUUCUGCAUUGUUCUUGGUAUCGUCAUCGCCUUUUGGAUUACUUUCGGCACACGGUACAUGUCUGGUGAAUGGGCGUGGCGCUUGCCCUUCCUUCUUCAAAUGGUUCCUGGGUUUGUUCUUGCUGCCGGUGUAGUCAUACUUCCCUUUUCUCCGCGAUGGUUGGUUGCUCAGGGCCGGGCCGAUGAAGCGCUCCAAAGUCUCAGCAAGUUACGCCGUCUUCCUACCUCUGACAAACGCGUGCGCCAAGAGCUCCUUGACAUCCAAGUUGAAGUGCGUUUCCACCAACAAAUGAGCGCCGAGAAGCAUCCAACACUUCAGAGCGUCGGAAUGCAAAACGCUUUGCGGCUUGAGUUAGUAUCUUGGUUGGAUUUAUUUAAGAAGGGAUGUCGGUGCCGAACACAUGUUGGGGUGAUGUUGAUGUUCUUUCAACAGUUUGUAGGUAUAAACGCGCUAAUCUACUACUCUCCCACUCUUUUUGAGACCAUGGGUCUCGAUUAUAAGAUGCAGCUCAUAAUGUCUGGCAUUCUCAAUGUCUUGCAACUCGUAGGGGUCAUUACUUCCGUCUUUACAAUGGACACGCUCGGUAGACGCAAACUACUCCUGGGCGGAUCAAUCCUUAUGGCCUUAUCACACAUUAUAAUUGCCGUACUCGUUGGUUUAUAUAAUAAGGAAUGGCCAACGCAUCGGGCGCAAGGGUGGAUUAGCGUUGCAUUUCUUCUAUUCUACAUGGUCGCCUUUGGGGCAUCAUGGGGCCCUGUUCCUUGGGCUUUACCGUCUGAAAUUUUCCCAUCUUCCUUACGCGCCAAGGGUGUUGCUCUUGCCACUUGCUGCAAUUGGUUCUGCAAUUUCAUCAUCGGCCUUAUUACCCCACCACUUGUCGAAGACACCGGGUAUGGAGCUUACCUCUUCUUUGCAAUAUUCUGCGUGCUUUCUGGGCUGUGGACAUACUUUUUCGUGCCCGAGACCAUGGGACGUACGCUAGAGCAGAUGGACCACAUUUUCAAGGACAAUUCAAGUGCGGGUGAAGAGGCGGCAAGAGAAGCUAUUGAGGAGGAUUUAACACGAGGUGAGCGAGUGGGCGUAUAGAUUUGCGCUUAUCCUUCUCAGGUGUGUAGACGCGUCAGAAUAUGAAUAUGGACUCUUGAUUGGUAAACGCAUCGCAGUGGACAGCAGAAAUACCAACCAGUCCGAUGCCAGCGAUAUCAAUUGAACAAUACCUAGGCUAAAGUACUCAUCCAUAUCUUGAUGUUCAUUACGGGCCAAUUGGUAUCAAUUGAUGCCCGCCGUGAAUGACGAAAUUUCCGGAACAUUCUCAAAAAGCCAUUUCAUGGCCAAUAUCCAUUAACGUAUUUCACCAACGAACGGCCAACACCCUCGAACGGCCAACCGCCAAUUCGCAUACAAAACUGGUAUUUUUAAGCUCUCAAUAUUUCGCCACUUUUACUAGGAAAUAUAGUUUGAAAUUGG